Molecule: messenger RNA, 1170 nt
Organism: Lentinula edodes (shiitake mushroom)
Lineage: Eukaryota; Fungi; Basidiomycota; Agaricomycetes; Agaricales; Omphalotaceae
Product: kinase-like protein
Exons: 5
Coding region: 80-1048 (322 amino acids)
Biological process (GO): autophagy; peptidyl-serine phosphorylation
Cellular component (GO): cytoplasm
Molecular function (GO): ATP binding; protein serine/threonine kinase activity
Source: RefSeq, a predicted model, not a curated record
GUGGCCUUGUUUACCUCUCAGGUCAAGGACUCAGUCCCCUCCUCUUGCUUCGUUAUUUCUCUCUCUUUGUACUUUUAUUAUGGAGCCAUUGAGCUCUAACGACAACACGACAGACGUCUUCUCAUUCCAGGAUGACGAAGAACUUAGCAAUCGUCUGCAAUUUAUCAAGGAAAUUGGCUGUGGAAACUGGGGGAGUGUAUGGCUAUGCGAGCUCAAAAGUGAAGACCGAGCGCACAAGCGACCUCUUGCCACGAAACUCGUUCAUCGAAACAAGGAAUCCAAGACAAGCGCAGCUCGCGUCAAAUCACUAUGGAAUGAAAUGAAGAUUAUAAGACGGCUGAAGUCAGACCCUCAUCCUUCAAUCAUCAAAUUUGAAUCCUUCCUGUUGACCCCCAGUUACGCAAUCAUCACCAUGGCCUUUCAUCCUGACCUCGUCACUGUACAAGUUAGCGAGUCGCACGCUCGUGUGUGGUUCAAACACCUUCUGUCUGCCAUUCAAUUCCUUCACUCGAGAGGUAUCGUUCACAACGACAUCAAACCGGCGAACAUUCUCUUGUCAGCCAAAGGAAUACCUGUGCUUUGUGAUUUUGGAUUCGCGGAGGCGUACGACCUUGGGUCCAGCGCUGCAUUUCACUCUCGUUUUGCUUACGGAACGCCAGAGUAUCUCGCACCAGAACGGGCAAGAGGUAUACCUCAUGACACUCGCAAAUCCGAUAUCUGGUCGCUGGGAGUAUCGUUUUUUGAGAUAUUGGUAGGCCGCACGCCUUUUGAGAGUUCAGACACAGAUCAGUGUGUCACCGAAGAAGACCUUCAAAAGUAUUGGGGAAGAACUCUUCGGGGAAAAUGGGUAGGGUCAUGGAAGAUGUCCAAAGGAAUGGAAAGAUUACUGAAGAGAAUGCUCUCUCCCAAUGCCGACCUUCGCUGUAACGCAGAUGAAGCAAUGCAGGAUAUUUACUGGGCUCAAAUGCAACAAUCGAACCAUGUUAACGAGCAUCGUAAGACUUUUUUGAAUUUACGAGGCUUCCGUCAAAUUCUCAGCUUGAUUUGAACAGGUCGGUCAGCGAGUUACACCUCUUCAAUCGUCUUCGAGAAAGACUGGACUAAGCUGUCCGAAACGAAACAAAAGACGCAGGCUUCUUCUCCUUUGGCUACUCAAACGCCAUCUUGCCA